This is a messenger RNA of Daphnia carinata, 5364 nucleotides long. RefSeq lists its product as uncharacterized. Gene Ontology annotation, molecular function: nucleic acid binding. The record is from RefSeq and is a predicted model, not a curated record. The coding region runs from base 1 to 5364 and encodes 1787 amino acids. Lineage: Eukaryota; Metazoa; Arthropoda; Branchiopoda; Diplostraca; Daphniidae. Gene Ontology annotation, biological process: DNA integration. The transcript has a single exon.
AUGGCGUCUCUUAACGCUCUCAUAAGUAGAAGGGCAGGCAAUCGUGGUGCCGUCACGAGACUCAUCCCUAAGAUUCAAGCGAUCAUCGACGACCAGACCAUGGACAAAGAUCAAAAGGUUCAUGAACUUGAGAAGAAACUGAUGGACUUACACAACAAAAUAAAAAUCAUCGAAAACAUCGACAACGAAAUUCAAGAAGUCAUCGACGAGAACGAUCUAGAAGCUGAGAUUAAUUCGUCGAGUACAGCGAAUUCUAUUAUCUUUGAUGCCAGAGAUGCAGCAGAAUUCGUCCUCAUGAAGCUAAAGCAAGAAAUUAGCAACGAGCAAGCAGCCAUGGCCGCAGCAGCAACAGUCGAGAACCCCGUAGCGCAGGCCCCUCCCCUCAUAGCUAUUAGCGACUCGUCCAAUCUGCCAAAGUUUGAGUUGCCCUGCUUCGAUGGCAACAUUCUAUUAUGGCGCUCGUUUUGGGAUGUUUUUGAAGUGGAAGUGGAUGCCAAGACCAAAUAUUCUGACGCGACGAAAUUUAAUUUUCUCAAUUCGCGCCUCAUGGGCGAAGCUAAGGCUCUGUUAGCGGGUCUCACGCCUACCAAUUUCAAUUAUCCAAAGGCAGUCGAUCUUCUUAAACAACGUUAUGGUCAACCACACAAGAUCAUAAUGGCGCACAUGAGAGCAUUGGUGGCUCUAGCUAAGCCAACUCACGAUCGCAAUAGCUUACGUGCCUUUGCCGACAAUCUGGAGUCCAACAUACGUGGAUUGGAAGCGUUGGGAAAAGGAAUCGACACUUACGGGGAUCUACUCGUGUGCAUUCUUCUCGACAAACUCUCAGCUGAAGUUCGUCGAAACUUAACUAGACAGCACGGUGCCAUCGAAUGGUCAUUAGACGACCUGCGUGUAUCAUUAAGGAAAGAAAUUGAAAUAUUGGAAGACAGCACUGAAACGCCGUUCAAUAACAAACGCAAUCAGCACCCAGGUAAACAAGCGGGAGUAAUGUUUGCUGGAACUCGUCGACCAUCACCAGAAUUCAACAAACGUUCAUGUGCGUUUUGCUUAGGAAGCCAUUAUUCCACUGAAUGUACAACUGCUCCAACUGUGGAAGAACGUUUCGCGAUUGCUAAAGUAAAGCGGUUAUGUUUUAACUGUCUGAGCUCAAAUCACUCCUCAAGUAUAGAUUGUCCAUCAAAGAAGCGGUGUCGCAUAUGCAAGAGAAGCCAUCAUACCAGUCUCCAUUACGCCAGUCGAAACCAACAAGACCAUAACAUUCCGGUCCAAUUUAAGGCAAAAUCAAACAAUGACUCCACGCAAGCUGCUGUCACCAAUACGUCUGUUUCAAAAACAGUUUCAUUCGAAAGUGCAAAUGACAGUGCAACAUCAACCUUUGUGUUUUUAGAAACUGCCAUAGUUACGGUGCACUCCAAAGGAAUCAAACGGCAAGCCAAUGUACUGAUAGAUAAAGGUGCACAGAGAUCCUUUAUCACAACAAAACUCGCGAGAAAUUUACAUCUUCAACCACUUUAUCGAGAAAGUUUAAUGAUAGUGGGUUUCGCUGCACCAUCUAAAAGUGCUCAACUCUAUGACGUGAGUCACCUCUCAUUCAUUGACCGAAGAGGAUCCACAAUGAACAUUCAAGUCGUGGUAGUAGACCAUAUUGUGAAUCCCCUUGAAGAUUCUUAUCGCAGUGUAGUGUGCAAACUUCCUCAUCUCAAAAACUUACCACUGGCACACCCUAAUAUUGGCAGCUCGUCAUUUGACAUUGACAUCUUGUUGGGAGCCAAUUACUAUUGGGACAUAGUAGGUGAUCAUGUCGUUCGUGGUCCAGGACCAACGGCUAUAAGCUCAAGAUUCGGAUACAUCAUCUCAGGAUGCAUGCAACAAACAUCAGAAUGCAGUCAACAUGACACCACGGCUUUUCAUGUAUCCGUGGAAGAACAAUUCGAAAUGGCAAGAUUUUGGGACCUGGAAUCGCUGGGCAUUUCUCCAGAUUCAGAGAUGGAAGAUGCAACUAUGACUUACCAAACCAAUUGCAUUGAACUUCGGAAUGGCAGAUACAUCGCCAGACUCCCAUGGAAACAUCAGCAUCCGCCAUUAGGAUCAAACUGGUAUAUGUGCCAUCAACAAACGCGCCAUAUGAUCCGACGCCUAGCAAAGGACACAUCUCGUUUUCAAACGUACCAUCGCAUCAUCCAAGAACAACUGAACAGUGGGUUCAUUGAGAAAAUUCCAAUCGGAGAGCAAAAUCAACGAAAAGGUCAUUAUGUGCCGCAUCAUGGAGUCUUCAAGGAAUCAAGUACAACUCCAUUACGCAUCGUGUAUAAUUGCUCAUGCAAAAGUAAAGGAGGUGUAAGUCUCAACGAUUGUUUGGAAACGGGACCAUCAUUGCAAAAUAACAUGGUGGAGAUUCUACUUCGAUUUCGCGCUCACGCAAUAGCCAUAACAGCGGACAUCGAAAAGGCUUAUCACCAAGUCCAACUGCAUGAAGACGACCGCGAUUUCGUGCGAUUUUUUUGGAUCAAAGAUGACAAGGAUCCGGAGUCGGAUAUGGAAGUGUACCGUUUUAAAGUCAUUCCCUUUGGCGCGAACAGUUCACCUUUCAUCCUCUUAUCAGUCAUCAAGAAUCAUCUAUCAUGCGAAACAAGCGAAGUAGCAAAAGAUAUGGACUUAAACAUAUACGUGGACAAUCUCUUGACUGGAUGUGACACCACCGAAGAAUCACUAAGCUACUAUAAAGAAGCGAACUCUAUAUUCAAAAAGGCUGGCCUGACGCUAAAAUCGUGGUGCUCCAAUGAUCAACGUCUCAAUUCCUGUAGUGCGUCCGAUGGGGUAAAUGAUGAAUCAUCGCAGAACAAAAUUCUUGGACUACAGUGGUCUCGUGCAAAAGAUGUCAUCGCUCUACCUGGAUUGAAAAUUUCAUCGUUUUCUCUGACAGGGAUAACAAAAAGAAAUGUACUCAGGGGAAUUUCCACUGUAUAUGAUCCUUUAGGAUUCAUAUCGCCUCUCACCAUUCCGGCAAAAAUUUUAAUCCAAGAUGUUUGGAAAUUAAAACUGCAGUGGGACGAUCCACUGCCCAUCGAUCUACAAGACCGCUGGAUCGGCAUUGUACAAGGGAUUGAAAGAUCAAAAUUCGAACUUCGAAGGCAAUACUUUGAGUCAAAACUCGAAUGCGAAAUGCUGCAUGUGUUCGUAGAUGCAAGCCAGUAUGCUUAUGGAGCAGUAGCCUAUCUAGCAAAUGAUAGCACGGGAACGUUCGUCCUUUCAAAAUCGCGCGUAGCCCCUCUUCGAGGUGAUAACAAAAUGCUCACACUGCCUCAACUAGAAUUAAUGGCAGCUAUCAUUGGUAUUCGAAUAGCCAAGACCAUUCUAAAAUCCUUUGCGCCCUUACGCUACCGACCAAAAUGCAUCAUGUGGUCGGACAGUCAAAUAGUUCUCUAUUGGUUGGCUCAAACAAAAACCAAUAAAUCUCAAUUUGUCGUCAACCGUGUGAAAACGGUCUGUGACUUUAAUAAUGAGCAUGAAGCCAGCUGGCGGUAUUGCCCGACGCAUCAGAAUCCGGCGGAUCUUCUCACCAGAGGAAUAACUUUUCAACAAUUCUCAUCAAGCUCUUGGUUUAGUGGACCGCCGUGGCUUGCCGACAGCGAAAGUUGGCCAGUAUGGAACCUUACACAAGCAUCGACUUCCAUAAUUCAUCUGGCUAGUAUAAAAGAAAAGCCAUUCGUCAAUCAUAUCUCAUCACGAAAAGGUGCAAACAUUUCAUCAGUGUUCGAUGUAGCUCGAUAUAAGUGGUCGUCUUUGAUAAGAGUAACAGCUAUCGUGCGUCGAUUUGUAGAAAACAUUAAAAAGAAGGAUAAAUCUAAGAAAAGUUGGCAACUGGGUCUUAUUCACGUCGCAGAAUUACGUGAAGCGGAGAUGUUAUGGAUUAAGUCGGCUCAAAUUCAACAUUUUGAUGACGAACUGGAAUAUCUCAAAAAAUCCGAUGGCAGGCGUCCAGCAUUGGUCUCCCAGCUUGACUUAUUCAUCGGAAAAGACGGACUCAUCCAGUGCAAUGGACGGCUAGGAAACGCGUCCAUCAGUGCAACAGCUAAAUAUCCAGUGUUACUACCCACCAAAUCGAACGUGACCAAGUCAAUAGUGCAAGCAGUUCAUGAACGAGUUAUGCACAGCGGAGUGAAACACACAGUGUCAGCUGUAAGGCAAAGAUUUUGGAUUCCAAGAAUCCGGCAAGUAAUCAAGAACAUCUUACACACUUGUGUCACUUGCCGCCGCGUAAAUGGACCUCCGUAUGCAACCCCGAACGACGCACCACUUCCAACGGAAAGAGUGACCAAUGCCUUGCCAUUUACGGUAACGGGAGUGGACUACACUGGAGCAUACGUCAUAAGGGGACCAAAAGAAGCUCCGAAACAAGAUCAGAAUGUUUACAUUCUACUUUUCACGUGUGCGACCUCAAGGGCAAUUCAUCUAGAAGUCGUGGAAGAAUUAACUACAAAGGCAUUCAUUGAAGCUUUUCGCUGCUUCACUACACAUCAUUCGAUGCCAUCAGUUAUCAUGUCGGAUAACGCAACAACUUUUGAAUGUGCAGCCAAAGCCUUUAGAAAAAUCUUCACCAAUCCGGGACUCGUCCGACAUUUAUCAGAUCUUCAAGUCGAGUGGCGAUUCAUCCCAAAAAGGGCUCCAUGGUACGGGGGCUUCUGGGAACGGCUUGUAGGUGUAACAAAAACAGCUCUGGCAAAAAUCAUUGGACGUUCAAAACCGACAAUGAGUGAAUUUAGAGCCCUUAUAGCGGACGCGGAAGCAGUAAUCAACGAUAGACCUCUGGAGGAACCAUCAUCAGACGUCCAGGACGGGGAGACACUCAGCCCGGCUCAUUUAAUGUAUGGGCGACGUAUGGUCAGCCUUCCGUUCAACAGCGAAAUGGCGGAGGAAAUAUUAGACCCCUCAUUCAAGGAGGAACCUUCAGACAUCAAAAAGUCGGUCGUCAAACAUCAAAAGCUGCUGAACCAAUUUCAAAAGCAAUUUAUGGCAAAUUACAUUCCCGCUCUACGCGAAUAUCAUCGAGCAACUCACAAAAUGCAGCCAACGGUGGUUAAAGAAAAGGAUGUUGUACUCAUUCAAGACGAAGGACCAAGGAAGAAGUGGAAACUCGCGGUAGUAGAAACGCUCAUCAGAGGAAAAGACAAUCAAGUGCGAGCCGUUGAGGUCCGCACAGCUAAGGGAAAAACCAACCGCCCUAUAUCUAAAUUACAUCCGCUACAGUUGUCUGAACCAGAGGAGAUAGAAGCCAUCCAGUGUGGAUCUGAAAAACCAGCCCGUCCGUCGAGGAAAGCAGCUGAGCAGGCGAAAGAAAAAAUAAAAAUUAUGUCCAAUGUCUAA